Macrobrachium nipponense is the source of this 2193-nucleotide messenger RNA. RefSeq names its product sphingomyelin phosphodiesterase-like. The coding region runs from base 118 to 1950 and encodes 610 amino acids. NCBI's taxonomy places the organism in Eukaryota, Metazoa, Arthropoda, Malacostraca, Decapoda, Palaemonidae. The record is from RefSeq and is a predicted model, not a curated record. The transcript has 12 exons. Gene Ontology annotation, molecular function: acid sphingomyelin phosphodiesterase activity. Gene Ontology annotation, biological process: sphingomyelin catabolic process; ceramide biosynthetic process. Gene Ontology annotation, cellular component: lysosome.
UCUCGCUGAUGGCUGUACCCCAGGCUCCUGGCCAGCAUUAUAUAUAUAUAUAUAUAUGCUAGACAUUUGUGUGGACAUCACAGAGCAUUCUGGAGAAAUCCUAUAGCGAGACUCACUAUGGGAGGAAGCAGCGCGGCAGCGAUCAUCAUUCUUUUGUUUGGUGCGGUGAGCUCUACUGCGUCAGCGUCGCCUCCGAAAUGGGCGUCUUCCAUCGGCUCCUCGUCCUUCGGGGAUCGAAUCCGAAGACGUCUCCACAAUCCAGCCGUGGGACCCGAGGAUCCUCUUCUGCCUCCUUUGGGCUUGCGAGCACCAGCCCUGUGCCUGGAGUGUGAGCUGCUUAUAGGCGCCCUGAAAGCAGAGAUUGAUUUGGGCAUGACUUACGACCAGGUAGUCAAGGAAGCCACUUGGGUAUGCCUCAACGUCGUAGGGUAUAGCCAAAACACCUGUGAUGGGUACAUUAGCCUCUUUGCCCCAAUGCUUUAUUAUAUGUUCACCAACGGCACGAUCAUUCCUUCCGAAGUCUGUGGAAUGACCCUGAAUGCUUACGGGUGCAAUACGACUCGGCCCGAGCGGGAAUGGACCAUCGAAAUUCACGGGGACAAGCCCCCGGUUGAACCUCUCGUCUUGCCUGAAUCAGGGGAGCCAACGAUCAAGGUGUUGCAGAUCUCUGACAUGCACAUGGACCCUCUCUACUCACCCGGCUCCAAUGCUGAUUGCGUGGAGCAAUUGCUGUGUUGCAGGGAAGAAUCAGGGGUACCAGUUGGACCUGAGGCAGAAGCUUGGUUCUGGGGGGACUAUCGGUAUUGCGGGUCCCCCCGUUGGAUGCUGGAGGACAUGCUGGCCAACAUCAGAGCUGAACAUCCGGAUAUAAGCUACGUUCUUUGGACAGGGGACGUGGUGCCGCAUAACAUGUGGUCAGCGACAAGGGAAUGGAACAAGCGAAUCAUCAGAGAGACCUAUGAAAUGCUCGAGGCUUAUUUCCCGGACAUUCCAAUCUUCCCAGUCAUUGGCAACCAUGAACACAGUCCCAUAGACCAGUUUCCUGACCCUGACAAUGCCCCACCUGAAUUUGCUGCCGACUGGAUGUAUGAAGCAUUGGCUACGCAGUGGGCUAAACUGCUUCCAGAUCUAGAUAUAUCGACGGUGCUCUAUGGAGGAUUCUACUCGGUUCCAGUCAAGCCUGGUUUUAGAAUCAUCUCUGUGAAUUCCAUGUUUGGUUAUACAGGUGAUUUCUGGCUGUUUAUGAACUCCCAUGAUGUUGGUCAUGAACUUCAGUGGCUGGAAGCUGAGCUGGGAAAAGCUGAGAGUGAAGGAGAACUGGUCCAUCUCCUUGGUCAUAUUCCGCCAGGACUGAUAUACACUGAAAGAACUUGGUCUAGGGAAUACAACAGGAUCGUCAAAAGGUACGAGAACAUCAUUCGUGGGCAAUUCUUUGGCCACACCCACUAUGACGAAUUUGAAGUUUUCCACGAUGGUGAUAGACCUAUGGGCGUGGCCUACAUUGCUCCAAGUCAGACACCAUACUACUUCCUUAACCCUGCGUACAGGAUAUACACAAUUGAUGGCGAACGUCCAGAGACAACUUGGAUGGUCCUUGAUCACGACACUUUCAUAAUGAACUUGACAGAAGCCCACGAGACCAAUGUCUCCAGAUGGUACAGACUUUACAGUGCCAAAGAAACCUACGGAAUGCCAAGUCUUACCCCUGAUGAUUGGCAUGAGUUAGGUCAGAGGAUGGCUGAGGACAGGGCAUUGUUUGAUGUCUACUGGAGCAACUUUGUCAGCGCUGGAGACCCUUUCUUACUCCAGGGCUGUGACGACGUGUGUUACGAACAAAGACUCUGUGACGUCAUGACCGCAGACCGCAAUAAUCUUGACGCUUGUUAUGGAGUCCUUCAGAGGAAGAAAGCAGCUGAUUCCAAAAUCACUCGAAUGAUAGGUAAUGAAUGAUUAGGCUUUCAAAACUGUCAUCAGCUUUAUGACUUAGUUUAAAAAUCACAUUUCUGAGGAACGUAUCAAAACGUAACACACAUGUUUAUAAUAUCGUCAAAAUACUGAAUCCUGCUCAUACCUUAUCUAUAUGUAAGUCAGUAAACAUAACGCAUUAUGUUGCUAAAUUGUUAAAAUACAGUUCCGAUGUUUAUACCAUAAUAUCAACCUCCUCGGCUGGUUUUAGGCCAAUUUACUAAAUUA